Pelagomonas calceolata is the source of this 1530-nucleotide messenger RNA. NCBI's taxonomy places the organism in Eukaryota, Pelagophyceae, Pelagomonadales, Pelagomonadaceae. The record is from the annotation of a GenBank genome assembly.
GCGGUGCUCGCGCCACCGCGCGCGCAGACGGCGCCGCCCGCGCCGCUGGUGCCGCUGCCGACCGCCGCCGAGACCGCGCCGCCCCUCCCGCCGGUCGCGCCGCCAGAGCCAAAGCUCGCGGCCCCGCUGUUCCCGGACUUGGACGUCCCCGAGGUAAACACCAGGCGCCCGCUGCCUCCGCUCGCGCCGCCUUUCGCGCUCGCCACCUCCACGGCGCCGCUCGACGCCGCUGUUCCCUCUCCUCCCAGGGCGACUGCGCGUCCUCCGGUCCCCUUUGCCCCGGCCCCGACCGCGUCGCGGCCCGCGACGAGGGCCAGGCCACCUCCGGCCCCGGACGUCCCGCUGCCCGCGGUCGCAACCGCGCGACCGCCGCGGCCCGCCGUCGCCGUUCCGGAGCCCAGGACCGCGCCGCCGCUGUUGCCCGUCGCGCCGGUGCCCGAGCUGAACGCCAGACGUCCGCUACUACCGCCGCCGCCAGCGUUCGCGCCGCGCACGCGCACGACGCCGCUGCUCGUCCCGGCUCCGCGGCCCGAGGCCACGCCCGCGCCGCCGCCGGUCGCUUCCGUGCUGGACCCGGCUUGCAACACAAGGACGCCGCCGGCAGAGCUCGUCCCGCUCCCGAUCACGACUCGCACCGCGCCGCCGCGACCCGCGGUCGACGCGCCCGUCCCGGCGCAAAUCCGCCCGCUGUUGCCACCCUUCGAGGACCCCGAGGCGAACCUGAGCGCGCCGCUGGCGCCGGUCGCGCCCGCAUUUGCGCUCGAGAUGCGGAUCGCGCCGCUGCUCGCCGCGGUGCCCUCGCCGGUCCUGGCCAGGACCGACCCUCCGCUCGUCGCCGCGCUCCCGCCGGAGGCCAGCUGCGUCGACCCGCCGCCCCCGCUCGUCCCGCUCCCGACGCUCACCGUCGCCGCUCCGCCGCGGCCGGCGGUGCCCGAUCCCGAGCCCAGCAGCACCGCGCCAGAGUUGCCGGUCUGCGACGUUCCGGAGCUGAAGACCAGGCGCCCGCUCGACCCGGCGCCUCCGGCGUUCCCGCUCGCCACGCGCACGGCGCCGCCGCUCGCCGCGCUGCCCUCGCCGCCCGUCGCCGCGCAGGCGCCUCCGGUCGCCGCGGUGCUCGCGCCACCGCGCGCGCAGACGGCGCCGCCCGCGCCGCUGGUGCCGCUGCCGACCGCCGCCGAGACCGCGCCGCCCCUCCCGCCGGUCGCGCCGCCAGAGCCAAAGCUCGCGGCCCCGCUGUUCCCGGACUUGGACGUCCCCGAGGUAAACACCAGGCGCCCGCUGCCUCCGCUCGCGCCGCCUUUCGCGCUCGCCACCUCCACGGCGCCGCUCGACGCCGCUGUUCCCUCUCCUCCCAGGGCGACUGCGCGUCCUCCGGUCCCCUUUGCCCCGGCCCCGACCACGUCGCGGCCCGCGACGAGGGCCAGGCCACCUCCGGCCCCGGACGUCCCGCUGCCCGCGGUCGCAACCGCGCGACCGCCGCGGCCCGCCGUCGCCGUUCCGGAGCCCAGGACCGCGCCGCCGCUGUUGCCC